UACAAGCACACCUCGGCUACACGCGACAUCGAGAAGCGAGGGGCAAGGGGAAAGAAGGAAAGAAGGGGACGAUCGUCCGUCGUUGGGAUUCCGCCUUAGCACAAACCGUCACAGCACCGUCGCAAUGACUUCGUCACCAUCACAAUCCGGGACCGCCGCCGGGGCGGUCAACCAAAAGCUGCAGUCGUCCCUCCCGAACGCCGUCUCCGAGAAGCUGCCCCACAUCCCGGAAAGCAAGGAGGAACUCAAGGCUGAGAUCAAGGCCGAGACCAAGGUAGUAGCGUCGGCAGGCCUUGCGCAGCUCCGGUCUUUUGUCGCGGGCGGCUUUGGCGGCAUUUGCGCCGUCGUGGUCGGCCACCCCUUCGACCUGGUCAAGGUGCGCCUACAAACAGCUGAGAAGGGCGUCUACUCGAGCGCCAUGGACGUCGUUAGGAAGAGCGUGGCCAAGGACGGUCUCCGCCGGGGCUUGUACGCCGGUGUCUCCGCCCCGCUAGUCGGCGUCACCCCCAUGUUCGCCGUCUCCUUCUGGGGCUACGACCUCGGCAAGAGCAUCGUCCGCUCGACCAGCACCGUCGCGCCCGACGGCUCGCUCUCCAUCGCGCAGAUCUCCGCCGCGGGCUUCUUCUCCGCCGUGCCCAUGACGGCCAUCACGGCGCCCUUCGAGCGCGUCAAGGUGAUCCUGCAGGUCCAGGGCCAGAAGAAGCUGGCCCCCGGCGAGAAGCCCAAGUACGCCGGCGGCAUGGACGUGGUGCGGCAGCUGUACCGGCAGGGCGGCGUGCGGUCCGUGUUCCGCGGGUCGGCGGCGACGCUGGCGCGCGACGGGCCCGGCUCCGCCGCCUACUUCGCCGCCUACGAGUACAUCAAGCGCAUGCUCACCCCGCGCGACCCCGUCACCGGCGAGGCCAGCGGCAAGCUCAGCCUGCCCGCCGUCACCUGUGCCGGUGCCGCUGCCGGUGUUGCCAUGUGGAUCCCCGUCUUCCCCAUCGAUACCGUCAAGAGCAGGCUGCAGACCGCCGAGGAGAAUGUCACGAUCGGUGGGGUUGUCAAGGGGCUGUAUGCGAAGGGCGGGUACAAGGCCUUCUUCCCUGGCUUUGGGCCCGCGCUGGCGAGGGCGGUGCCCGCGAAUGCGGCGACGUUCUUGGGUGUGGAGCUGGCGCACCAGGCUAUGAAUAAGGCUUUCAACUGAGCGGGGGUGUUAGGUGUCGGUGGGGGUUGUGCGCUGAUAGACUUGCGUGGUUGCGCUGUUGAUUCACGUGUGGUUUUACUCUGACGGUGGGGUUCGGGAUUUUGUGUCACGGAUACCUCGUUCUGCAAAGGAUUUCGCAUGCCGAAGAGAGCGGGAGGAGUUUUGGGUUUAUAUUCUGCAUUAGAUUUGAGGCAUUUACUGUCCUUUUCUCCGGUU
Molecule: messenger RNA, 1402 nt
Organism: Chaetomium fimeti
Lineage: Eukaryota; Fungi; Ascomycota; Sordariomycetes; Sordariales; Chaetomiaceae
Product: mitochondrial carrier domain-containing protein
Exons: 2
Coding region: 125-1186 (353 amino acids)
Biological process (GO): mitochondrial transport; carnitine transmembrane transport
Cellular component (GO): mitochondrial envelope
Molecular function (GO): O-acyl-L-carnitine transmembrane transporter activity
Source: RefSeq, a predicted model, not a curated record